This is a messenger RNA of Dendronephthya gigantea, 3507 nucleotides long. RefSeq names its product sterol regulatory element-binding protein cleavage-activating protein-like. Gene Ontology annotation, biological process: SREBP signaling pathway. Gene Ontology annotation, molecular function: protein binding; sterol binding. NCBI's taxonomy places the organism in Eukaryota, Metazoa, Cnidaria, Anthozoa, Malacalcyonacea, Nephtheidae. Gene Ontology annotation, cellular component: endoplasmic reticulum membrane; Golgi membrane. The record is from RefSeq and is a predicted model, not a curated record.
AUUGUGGGCAUUUUGAAUAUUUUGAAUGCUUUGAGCAUGAUGCUGUGAAAAUGAAAGAAAGUCAAAACCUAACAUGCAGUUCAAGCGAGUUAUUAUGUACCGUCAUGACAUAUUUAACUUUCUGUUAGUUUUUGACUCUAUCGUCUGGACGUUUCGUCUCUUCUGAAAGUUAGAAAGGCAAGUGACAGAUGCAACAAGCUAAAGUGGAUGAAUAUCCAGUAGUUUCAGAGAGGAAUUUAUUAGAAAGAAUUUAUUAUUAUCAUGGACUUUUUUGUGCAAAACAUCCUGGCUUUAUAAUAUUCAUCUGUGGUGUGUUAAUCUUCCUUUGCAGUGGACCUAUUAUAACUUAUCUUCCUUUGACUGUCAAGAUUCCAUCUGAAUGGAAUGAAACAACGUCUUUGAAUGGUUCAAACAGUGAAAAACCUAACUGGCUAAAAGAGAAACCAGCAGCUUUCAUUCAACAAGUAAUUGUGACAAUCUUGAUUGAACCUGUUAACAACACCUUGAUUUUGCCGUAUGGCAUACAAGAAGCAUUUAAACCAGUUUUUAAAAUUGUUCAUGUUCUAAAUGAGCAUAAACAUACUGACAGAAACAAAAAGAGAGUCAAGUUAUCUGAUCUGUGUUUCCUGAUACGCCAUCGUGACUCGAUUUUGCUUGGCGAGGAUGGAAAUAUUUUACCUAAGAAAGGUUGUCUUCAGAUAUCUCCGGCAAGUCUUUGGAAAGAUGUUACCAGUUUUCAAAAUGAUAAGAAUAUUUUAGGAAAAAUAUAUGGGAAACCAAGCAAGAAUAUCGUCAGUUUAAAAGAAAAUAUUUUUGGAGUGCCUCUGCGGUCGAUAGGAUUGUUUCCUUUAGCUGUGAAUGAAACGUGUCUGGUCAUUCGUUAUGCUGUGACGACUGUGUUGCGUGACCAUAAUCCAAGCUUUACAAAGAGUCUGAAAAAGUUUCUUCUAGAAAAGUUUCCGCAAUUUUGUACAAUGAAAAGUGACAGCGAUAGUCAUACAAUAGUUCAUAUCCAUUACGAGGGUGACAAUAUAAUUGAAAUUUACCAUUUGUGUUUUACAUAUUUCAUGGUGUUCAUAUACCUCGUGUUUUCAGUCUCUAAAAUUGAAAUGGUCAAGUCGAAACUCGGUCUAGCGUUCAGUGCCGUUGUUACUGUGGUUGCUUCAUUGUCAAUGGCUGCGGGACUGUGUAUAUUUUUUGGGAUGGUACCAUCAGUUAGCAGCAGUGAAAUAUUUCCGUACCUUGUAAUAAUCAUUGGAUUAGAAAAUAUUUUGGUCAUAACAAGAUCUAUAGUUUCUACACAUCCUUGUCUUCCCGUUCCAAUACGUGUGGCUGAAGGACUAAGUAGAGAAGGACGGUCUAUCACACUGAAUUUGACAACAGAGCUUCUCUUAUUACUUUGUGGAUAUUUGACGUUCGUUCCUGGAGUUCAGGAGUUCUGUAUGGUCGGAGGAGUUGGUGUUCUGACUGAUUUCUUCCUUCAAAUUGUUUUCUUUGCUACAGUACUAUCAAUUGACCUGGGUCGCUUGGAGCACCCGACGCAGUCUCCGCAUAUUCAAAUUCCUGUACCUUCCCUCCCACCCACUGAUCCCUCUGAUAAAAAACCAUCAACACCUGAUGAGCCUGAAGGACCAGGAUUAAGAAACUGGCGUGAUGUCUUCACUUACUUCUAUAAUCCAAUGAAAAUCUUUUCGCUACGCCAGGAUCUUCCUAGAAGGUUAAACUUUGCCUAUUUUUGGGCCCGAACCAGGAUUGUACAAAGAGGAAUAAUGAUAUUUGCUAUCAUCUACUUACUGUAUAUUACAUCCACGACUAUAAUAUACAAAGACGAGUACCCCACAAAAGUCCUAGCUAGUAGUGGCAGUCUUCAAGAUUUGGCAAACACAGCAAAUGAGGAAAAGUUGAGUGAGGACUCUCCGAAUGUUUUCCCAUGUAAAAAGAGUCUAAAGACUGAAGGAUUAUGGAGGAAUCUCUCACGACAACAUUGGCCUGAGUUACUAGACCUUUAUGGUGUUAAUGUUAUGGAUAGGUAUAUCAGCGUUCUCCCGCCCAUAAAUCUGCAAUACAAGGUCGAAAAUUUACAUAUUCGGGAUCCGUUAUCUCGGGACAGUGAGAAUAUAUCGAAAUUCUAUCAGGAUAUAAGCAAAGACCUACGAUGGACCUCGCAUAGUUAUGCUGUGGAGCUGGCUGGUUUUGUGAAAAUAUUGUAUCUCAUAACUGCCAUAUUUAUGAUCGUCUUGGUCUAUUUAAUUUAUCAGCUGUUGUCUACUCGACCGAGAUAUCAUAAGGUGAAAAAGUUUAAGCCUAAUGCUAAAUCGAUAAUGCUUCUCACAUCUCCGAUAUUCCUGGACGGCCAUCAACAGAACAUAGAAUGUGUUGACUGCAGUGAUAACGUUAUCGUUAGCUCCUGUCUUGAAGGAUCUGUUCGAGUUUGGGACUCGAAAACAACAGAAUGCAUUAGUGUUGUGGAAAGGAAAUGUCACUCAUCACGAAAAUUUGGUCGUUGCAUUGUUGGGAAAACUUUGUUGCUAUGGGAUGUUCAAAUGGCGAUCUUGAGAUUUGGGACUUCUUCAAAAAGCGCACUUGUUUUCUUUAUGAAAAUGAUCCUAGUGGAAUUACGACAAUUCGAUAUGUUUCACGGAGCAAAAUUUGUCAUAAGUCGACUGAAUGGUUUCCUUGAAUUUAUUGAUCUUGGAGAUCGGUUUUCAGAGAAUUCCAGCAAUAGUUCUUCAAUGCCAAGCAUGCGCAAAAAGAUGCAUUCCAAUCCAUCGUCGUGGAAAACCAUCAUGAAUAGUGUAUCCAACGAUCAUUUCCCUUCUCAUUCUUGUCGAGCUCAUGGAAAAACAAUCAGUGUCAUUUCAGUUUGUAAAGAUCUGGUUAUAUCCGGAAGUGUUGAUAACUUACUCAAGGUAUUUCGUUCACAAACCGGGGUUUGUCUCUUCACCUUACGAGGUCACACCACUCCUGUUACAGCACUCACGACAGAGUUUGAUGGAAAUGCUGCGAUAAGUGGUUCUGCUGAUGGUGAAAUUCGAUCGUGGAGUCUUAUAUCUGGUGAAAGUAACCGUUUUGCACCCAAACACUCGACAUCAAUUGUGGCAAUCGUCAGUACACCCUCCCGCAUAGCAACUCUGGAUAUUACAGAAAUGUUGUGCGUGUGGGAUCGCUUCACAAGAAAUCAUUUGCAAUGUUUGACACAGUUUCCUGGUGGUUGUCUUGGUAUUACGCCAUUGUCGAAUGACAUUGUCGUGUGUGUGGGAAAGGACACAAUGGUAGUUGUGGGAUUAAUUCAAGGUCACAUACUCAGGGUUGUGGAACUGGAACAGAGAUAUGAUCGUAUUUUAAUCAACCACGUGUUAAAAUGUGACGAAAACAGUGUAGUUUGUGAUUACGGUGAAAAACUAGUACUUUUAACAUUUCACGAGAGUGAAAAUAAGAAUAGUUAGAUAGUUUUUAAAAUAUUUAUAAUAUUUAUAUACAUUAGGACUGCACUACGAACUAAGUUUU